Cuscuta campestris is the source of this 775-nucleotide messenger RNA. Lineage: Eukaryota; Viridiplantae; Streptophyta; Magnoliopsida; Solanales; Convolvulaceae. The record is from the annotation of a GenBank genome assembly.
CACAAUUUCCACAACUAUGGUGCAGACUAAAAUUGCUCUCCCAAAGUGAUUCAAUAGGCCGAAGACCACAAAAUCUCAUACCUCUUGGUUCUAGCGCUUUUGCAAAGCUCAAAAAAAAUUCAAGAAAACUCAAACAGUGCACCUGCAACAUGCUCUAGGGAAGAUGGAUCCAGUGUUGAAGCCUAUCAGGACAACAUGCAGACUGAGAUUGAAGACGAUGCCUGCGGGCAACCCAUCCCAAAUCUUCCCAAAGUAUUGCUUUUGGAUUAUCAGCGAGUAAAAGGAGCAAAUUCUAAACAGAAAAUCACCCCUGAUUCUCUUGCAUCUGAGAUCCCUGCUCAAGAUCCAUCAUCAACCAUCACAAAGGAGGAACCAACCAUCGCAACACUUGCCACUCAACAAAAGAAGCUCGAUUAUGAUGAAGAGUUUCUGAAGAUACUUGAUCAAGAACCAUUAAUAGCUUUUUCGAAGUUCCACUCUAGAAAAAAUCAUGAUUAAGAUGAAAAAACUGUCAAGAAGACCAAGAAGAAGAUGCCAAAGUCUGCACGAGUUCCACUUCGCUGGUCAAAAAGAAAGGUGAAAGCGUAUGAAGACCAUUCUUCUCAAGGCCCAGUGCAAAAGAAGGUUCGCCUACGAGAAUCCCCAACAUCAUCAAAAUCAUGCUCAAGCAAAAGGAAGAAAGUUCCAGGAAAAUCCUCUAUUUCUCUUUUUGCAUCCUCUAAAGCCAAAUUUGUCAUGCCUUUUAUUGCAAAGAAGUCUGUGAUUCCUCAUAAGU